AUGGCACAGGAGGCGUGUAGUAACCUUGGGGGAGUUCACAGGAAGUUCAAGCCACACCUCCUCAUGGUUUUAGCUCAAGUGGCCUUCACAUUUCUAUAUUUUCUCACGGAAGCUUCUUUCAAUCAUGGGAUGAACCCUCAUGUCUACAUAACUUAUCGACAUAUUGUGUCCGGCCUAGUGAUGUUCCCUUUUGCCUAUGUUCUUGAAAGAAAACAGAGACCAAAGCUCACAAUUGCUCUUUUCUUGGAACUUUUUGUUCUUUCUCUUCUUGGGGUGGGUUUGACUUUAAACAUGUACAUGGUCUAUAUGGUAUAUUAUGCAGGUUUUAGCCCUCACUCAACUAUAUUGCACCUACUGAGGUGUACACAACUAUUACAAAUGUUUAACUAUGUGAGAUUGAAGAUAGAAUUUCUGAUAAUUGUCAUGGGUGAUGCUGCUGUCUUCACAGUGUGCAUAGAACAUAGACGGGCAGCUUGGGCAAUUGGAUUCAACAUUGACCUCUGGUCCAUAUUAUAUUCUGUUGAGCUGUGUGAUCCGGUCUUAAAAUCUUCGUGGUGCACAGAAAAGAAAGGACCAGUUUUUUUGGCCAUUUUUGAUCCCGUUUCAACGGUAUUUGUGGCUCUUCUAGCUUACUUUCUCCUCGGUGAAAGACUUUAUACAGGCAGCAUAGUAGGGGCAUUUAGUGUCAUCCUUGGCCUAUACUUGCUAUUGUGGGGUAGAGAAGGUGAUGAAGUUUACAUCAAGUCAGAAGAGCACAAGGAUAAAAACAUACAGAAAAUCACUUCAGCUAAGACCGAUGUGCUACAUGAUGAACCAUAA
Prunus mume (Japanese apricot) is the source of this 819-nucleotide messenger RNA. NCBI's taxonomy places the organism in Eukaryota, Viridiplantae, Streptophyta, Magnoliopsida, Rosales, Rosaceae. The record is from RefSeq and is a predicted model, not a curated record.